GGUAACGACCCUGCAGCUCGUCAAAGUCACGACUCCAUGACCGACUCUCCGAUCCACAUCGAAUUGAUCAAUAUAUCAUGUUGAAUUUUGCGGCUUGCUGUGGUUACAUACCCUCAUGGAGGUUUUUGUAAUGAUUAGACUUGGAUAAUACUAGAUGCACCUUUUCAGCUUCCAGAAUGACCUCCUUACACGACAAACUCGAAUUGGUCAAAAGCGCACUUAGCUCGACAUCAACAAGCACCCCGGCGACGGUAUCUACCCUCAGCGACCUUUUGGCUCCGAAAACCGCGUCAAAUGGCCAAAAAGAUGCAAUUCCUGCUGCAGGAGUCGGGCGAAAAAGGGCGGCUACCCAGACUGCUCAGGUAAAGCCAGGGAGGACGACAAGACCGGCAACCAAGAAAACAUUAGCAGCAACCCAAAAGACCGAUAGCCAUGAAGCAGACGAAUUAUCUGCAAAAGAAAAGGCAAUCCUAGCCACCGGAGUUAUUAAUAUAACUCUCAAGACACUCAGCGCUGCUGCAACGCCCUCAAACCAAGUACGAAAGCAGCCACAAUCGCGUGGAGACCUCGAGACGCCUGUUCGCAAAGCUCUACGAAGGUCCAACUCUCUUCCUCAAUCACCGCUCCACCCGCGGUCAUUGAAUAGAGUUGCCAGUUCUCCGAAUGUCGCAAACCGCCUGAUGCGCUCUCCAUCCUCAUCCUCGACAUCUACAUCAUCGAAUGGUUCUGGUCCGAGAGCCGUCGCCGAAUGCUCGCGCAUUGCAUUCGCAUGCCUGCGGAUGCUACAAUCUUCGAAAACACCAACUAUCGACUUGCCUCCUAUGCAAAUAGAAAAUGGGAUGUCUGCGUUGGUGGGAAAAUUAAUAUUGCUGGGAUUGGACGACCUUGCGUUGAAGGAGCUACGGAUCUUGAAAAGGCGGUUGGAUACUGCAUUCAAGUCAUCCGAGAAGCCCCGCGCGAAGAAAGAGACAGCCAAAGAUAUAUCUCCUCCGGUUCCAAGCUUGUCACCGCUUAGAUUUGACGAGCUACUCGAAUUCGAAAUAGUGCCUACCGAAGGACCUUUGUUAAGCAUCGCCUUUACAACCCAGCUUCAAGCGCUCAAACUACUUACGACAUCAAAGAAACCGUCAGCAAUUAUAGCUUCCAUACCCAAGCUACAACCUGAAUAUCACUGCUCGCCGACUCAACUUCUGGUUCAAACUUCCAAGAUUUCAUCUUCUCUUGCGACAAAAUCGGCACGGCAGCUGGAGUCAUUGGCCCAGAUUAUACUUUCUCUAAGCCCGUCAAUCUCAUCCUCUGAAGAUACGGCCGCCGUUUCACCAAAAUUGCACGUCGGCCCAGAUGCAGCACUUCAACUCCAAACAAUUGCAUUUUCCACCCGAUACACAUGGUGGGCAAUCGCCGGCCAUAAGGGUGAUAUGGACAAUGACAUUUUCGAGCCAUAUUCUCGAUGCAUGGCAGCCUUUACCCGACGAAGCCGAGGCCUAGCAGCGUCUGCAUACGAAUGUGCCCUGCAAUCAUACAAUGCUCUUGUGGAUUUUACGUCUGCCCAAAAGAAAGGCCUGAAGGUUGCAACUGGCUCGUCGCUAUAUGUGAUCCAUAAGCUUCUAGCCUCGCUGGCACAAGAUUCCGGAUGCGACGGUGAAGCCAUAGGAUGGGUUGAAAAGCUUCAAGGCUGCGAGAAUUCAUCCGAAGCUCAAAAGUGCGCUAUCGCGGCGAAACUGGUAGCUUUGAAGCUACGGACCGAUUCGCACGACCCUAUCAUAGAAGAGCUGCUUAUGACAGUAGUUCAGGGCCUAGAGUCGUCUAUAAAGGGAGAUGGUGCAGAACUCGACGAAUUACUGACCGAGGUUUCCAGAGCAAGAAGAGCUGCAAUAAUGCUGGUGUCAAAAAAACCGGGAGCAAGUGAUGAUGCGCCUGCACCAAUAAAUGAAGGUGCACGACAAUUAUGCGAGUCCCUAGUUCUCCAAUGCCCCCGGUUUUCACUCAGAUAUCUGGGCAAAGCGCCAGGCAAUGAAGCAUCAACAAAAGUCAUAGUACGUUUCGAACAGCGACGCCACCACCUUGCUAGAAGCGUCCCUAGCACUGUGGAUUCUGCGCUAUAUCUGGCCAAAGUUCUUCGAACCCAAGGCCGAUUAACUUGGGAGAUUAUGGACUCUCUUCUUCAGGACUGCAUAGCACUACUAGAGGCCGCCGAUAUCUCCAUGCCAGACAACAAUAACGAUUCGGAUUCAGCUCGUACUUCAUACUUCGGCCGGAUUUCGAAUUUAUAUUAUUCGCAGCAUCUUGAUAUGCGCCGAGAUGCCUCCAGCCCUAAAGAUGUCCAGCAUUUGCGGCCCCUACGUCGAUCUAUUGAUUCGAUCCGCUCGAGGCCCGUAGCGGAGAGAAAAUCAGCCGCAUUUACCGCAAAACUUGAACGUAUGGGGGACUUACUUCGAUUCGCUGGACGUUUAGAUGAAGCCAGAGACAUUAUUCUGCUUCUUCGAGACGAAAUCAUCGCCGACGGUGCUUUGGCUCUUGUAGCAUCCGCUGCCUCAACCGUUCCCAUACGGGCUGCAUGGGACCAAACUGAAAAUACCUUGCUGCUUGCCCGGGCGUUUACCCUUUUACUGAAGCUCAAGAAAAAUGCGUCUAGCACGCUUCAAGACCUCUCGCCUAACGACGAGCCUUGGACCUCAGAGGAAAAAGGGGUGGUUUUUGAACACAUCCAAGAUAUUCUGUCUCGACAACCCGAAGCCUCACCCGAACUCCAGAAAGCCGUGUACAAGGAGCUCACCACCAUAUAUGAUGCCAGAACGUUUCCUAUCAGACGACUCCGGGUUCUGUGCAAUUUUGCGCAAACGAAUCCCGACCAGCGCCGUGAUAUUAUCGAGGAAGCGCGCAGUACGACAACUUUGGCAAGCGUUGAUUCAGUUGUUGCUAGCAGCAGUGAUUCCGGCCUCAACCAAUAUACGAUGCAUAUUCGGUCUUUAUUGACAAGCACGUUGGAGCUCAUGGAUGAUCAUCCAAGAAUAGACCUCAUCGAGCCACAUCUGGCAACCUGGUCCAGUAUUAUCGACAAAUGCAAAGACCAAGAAGCAUUAUCCCAGAACAUUGAUAAUGUGGACAUCCUGCAGGGUCAUUUACAAUCUGUUGCCGAUUUCUUAGAUAUGAAGGGAUACGGGAAAACGAGGGUGGCUGUUCUUCGAAUGAUUACCAACAUCGACGAAAUACCGCGCGGAUCAAACCCGGAUGAUGUCGUUCUUGAUUACUGUUUUUUGGCUAGCCAAUAUUUGGAACUUGGAUACUCUGGGAAGGCCGGACUUGCGUUAGACAAGGCUCAGUGCUUUGCCUCUUCUCAUGGAGUAACCCCGAGUGCAUCGAUACGGCGCCUGGUUGGUUACGCCGAUUACUUGCUCAGGGUGGGAAACCUCGAAAAAUGUGACGAAACACUAUCUCGCGCCCAUCAAGCUGCGGAGCACGAAAACGAGACUACGAAUGGUAGCAAUGCAAUAAGUUAUUCGGACAGGGAUGGGAAUGACCGCAUUAUAGCGGAUGCUUCCAUCGUUUAUUCAGAUCUUGCUCUCCAGCAAGGCAAACCACAAGAGGCUUUAAUCCAUGCGAAGCGAAGGUUAAGAAUAAUAGCCAGGGCGUGGAAGAGAGCAGAGAGGAACCAGCUGUCGCGAGUCAAGAAGAACCAAUCGUCUGAUGAUGCUGCGAUGGAAAAGCUGGUGGAAGAAAGCUCCAAUCUGAACUUAUCGACAACCUCUCCUGGAUCACCUCAAGUACAAAACACUGAUAUUGGGCCUUCGGCAUGGAUGCUGGCGCGACCAAUGUUUCGAUGCUUCGUACAUUUAUCACAGGUGUAUACCCACCACGGCAUGUUUCAGGACACCAUUUAUUACGCCGAGCAAGCCCACAAAAUUGCAGUAAGCAUUGAUUCGACGAACUACAUAGUGGAGGCUCUGGCAUUGAUAGGCGGCGCUUGGUUGAAAGCAGGGAAUACUGAAAAGGCGACUGAGUUUCUUACGAAAGCUAAGGACCUGGCUUCGGUACAAAAGGAGGCACAGACUUUGGUGGUUCUAAGUGGCAACCUCGGAAGCCUCCACAGCGCACAUGGCGACAAGACUGCUGAACUGGCUGCCUAUGGUGAGGCGGAACGUACACUCAAUUCGCUGACCAAUUCAACCUACAUCAGCGACCUGGACCGAGUCUUUGAUGUUACAGUUAUAUUACAGGCUGAGAUAUCGAGAUUGGCAAUUGAUGAUACCAAGAAAAGGGGGAGACCACAACGCAAAACUGUUGCAAAGGCGCCAGCGAGGAAAAGGGAAGCCGUCUCAAAACAACCAGCAACUUCGCCAAUCUCUAUUGCAGAGCAGUGUGUCGGCUUGGUGUCUCUCAAGGGAGCUAUUUUGCGUCAAAAGGCCAGGUCAUUUGCCCGGUGGAACCGUUUCGAGGACUCGUCAAUGGUUUUGGAGGAAGCUGCGGAAUACAGCCUCAGCUCUCUCGAUGCUAUUGAGACACAUGUUGCCCAAGCUGAGUGUUUGUUCCGGCAGAGCUCGGCAUUGCUGCCAGCCGACUCCGUUUAUUCCGUGCUUCAGGACUCAACAAUCUCCUUUCCGGCCGUUGUGGGCGCAAAGACGGCGUCUUUGGAGAGGGUAUCCGCAGUCCGCACCACGCCUCCAAAGAAAACUCACAACUCACCUCGCAAUGCUUCGCUGCCCCGCGGGUCGGCUAUGUCUUGGGUGGAUCCUCUAAAACAAGCCCAUGAUCAUCUGGUAGAAGCUUAUUCUACCGCGUCGCAAAUUUCGUCGACCCGGGUACUAACUCAAAUCGCAUCUUUCCUGAAUACAACGAGUCUGCUUCUCUCAACUUACCACGGGCUCAAACUCAAGGCUUUCCAGCCGGGCGCUGUCGCAUCGGCAUUAGGUAAGUCGUAAUUAUUACAGUACUAAAGAUUGAGGGAUGGAGCUGACAAUACACAGAGUUAGCAAAGGCAAUUGCGGUUCAACGGGAGCGAGAUGCCGUUAUGUCGGACGUGGACGCGGAAACAACCAAAGAGGGCGAUCUCCGAUGGCCAGUUAUCAAAAACCACGCCCACCAGAAUGACAGUAGCGGCCGGCUAGCAAUGCAGCAAGCUCGAUUUCAAAAAGAAUAUAUCGACAUCAUCCCAGCCGCCUGGAAAGUGGUAUCAGUCAUGCUUAGUGAAAGUCGGGAUGAGCUUGUGUUAGCUAAGUUCGAGGCCGGGCACUCUCCUUUCAUCCUGCGAGUACCUCUGGAGCGUAAUAGUUCACGGGACGCGGAUGAGGAAGUUUUCGGUUUUGACCAAGGCAAGGCAGAACUCCAUGAAAUCAUCGACCUCGCUAAUGCCAGUGCUCACGGAGGUCGUGAUGUCUCGAGUCGGGAAGGAAAGAUUGCGUGGUGGGCGGAGCGCGAUGAGCUAAACGUGAGGCUCAAGGAACUCCUUGAUAACGUUGAGAAGGUUUGGCUGGGUGGAUUUAAGGGGAUUUUCUCUCAGCAUACAAGACAACCCGACUUGCUGGCACGAUUCCAGAAAUCCUUCCAAAAUACCCUGGACAAGUACCUUCCAUCACGACAGCGAACGAAUAAGAGAAAGAAGGCGACAAGCCCUGGUGUCACUUUGGACCCACGGAUUCUUGAGCUCUUCAUCGGCCUCGGGGAUCCAUUCUCGGAGGACAGUGAUCUAGACGAGCCAUUGACCGACCUCCUUUACUUCGUCGUGGACAUUCUGCAAUUUCACGGCGAGCGCAAUGCAUACGACGAAAUAGACUUCGACUCCAUGGUUCUCGAUACGCUCGAUGCGCUCCGCUGCUACCAUCAAGCCGUAGCUAGCGCUGGCGUCUCAACCGAACAAAACCACACGGUACUGAUCCUCGACAAGUCUCUGCAUUCUCUCCCCUGGGAGUCUCUUCCAUGCAUGGAAGGCCAGGCCGUAUCAAGACUCCCAUCCAUGGGCUGCCUUCGCGACCGAAUCCUAAGCCAGCAAAAGAAAGUCGCUGCGGAGGGUCAGCCAGAAGGCACAUACAUCAACAGGAGCAAAGGCAGCUACGUGCUCAACCCCGGCCAAGAUCUCAAAACCACGCAAGCAACCUUCGAAAAGGGUCUUCAAAAACUCGACGACUGGAGCAGCGUCGUCGAGCGCGAGCCCACGGAGACGGAACUCAAAAACAUGCUCGCCAACGACGACCUGUACCUAUACUUUGGCCACGGCAGCGGCGCGCAGUACAUCCGCUCCAAGACGAUCAAGAAGCUCGAGACGUGCGCGACGACGUUCUUGAUGGGCUGUAGCAGCGCUACCCUCGUCGAUGUGGGUGAGUUCAUGCCCUACGGUCCGCCGAUGAGCUAUAUGAUUGCUGGUGCGCCGGCGGUGGUGGGCACGCUGUGGGAUGUGACGGAUAAGGAUAUUGAUCGGUUUGCAAAGAGCACGUUUGAGUCCUGGGGAUUGCAUGAGGGGAGUGCGCCGGCGGCGGUGGUGGAGAAGGUGCCGAAGACGCCGGGGAGGGGGAGGAAGAAGGCGGAGC
This is a messenger RNA of Pseudogymnoascus verrucosus, 6521 nucleotides long. RefSeq lists its product as uncharacterized. The record is from RefSeq and is a predicted model, not a curated record. Bases 177 to 4919 code for a protein of 1580 amino acids. Gene Ontology annotation, molecular function: cysteine-type endopeptidase activity; protein binding. Gene Ontology annotation, cellular component: mitotic spindle pole body; nucleus; mitotic spindle. Lineage: Eukaryota; Fungi; Ascomycota; Leotiomycetes; Thelebolales; Thelebolaceae. The transcript has a single exon. Gene Ontology annotation, biological process: proteolysis; meiotic chromosome separation.